AUAUACAGAUAUAGAUAUAUCAUCAUCAGCACAAUCUCAUGGUUUCUAGGUCAUGCAGGAUGAUCGCGGCUGUGAUUGUUACCGUUACUUUCUUACUUGAUUUUGGUGUCGCAGAAUUACCUCCAAACUAUACAUUCGUSCAUGAAGCAACAKAUGCUCCUAGGAUUUCAUUCUACGACUACAUCGUUAUUGGAGGCGGCACCACCGGAAUCCCAGUGGCCACCACCCUAUCUGCAAACGCGACGGUUCUGUUACUUGAACGUGGUGGCUCACCGUAUACCAAUAUCAACGUSACACKUGAAGCCAAUUUCGGUACCUACUUCUUUGAUACAUCACCGGAUUCUCCCUCUCARCGAUUYGUUGUAGAGGGUGUUAUAAAUGCACGUCCUCGUGUCUUGGGUGGUGGUACUUCAAUUAAUGCGGGCUUCUACUCUCGUGGCGAAGAACAAUAUCACAUAGAGGCUGGAUUAACCGAUGCAGACUUGAUCGAAGAAUCUUACCAAUUUGCAGAAAGCGUAAUGGUUUUUCCGCCYRCUCUUGGGGGUUGGCAGACCGCGCUUCGAGCAUCGCUGGUCGAAGCUGGGGUCACACCCGACAAUGGCUAUACCUUUGAACAUCUCGUYGGUACUAAAACUGGUGGUACUAUUUUUGCAAAUGGAACAAGACAUACAGCCGCAGAUUUGCUGCAGUAUGCAAACCCGGAGGGGUUGUCUGUUCUUCUACACGCAUCUGUUCACAAAAUCUUAUUUAAAACCAAAGCAGGAGAAUCAACCCCAGUGGCUUUUGGAGUUGCCUUUGAGGAUAAAUUUGGGAAUAUGCAUWGGGCAUUUCUAAAUGGCGGAGAGAGUGAUGAAAUCAUAUUGUCUGCAGGAGCUCUUGGUAGCCCACAACUUUUGAUGUUGAGUGGCAUAGGACCAAGAGAGCAACUCGAAGCACUUAAGAUCAAAGUYGUGCUUGACCAACCUUUAGUUGGUAAGAACAUGUCGGAUAACCCCCUCAACGGAUUUUUUGUCCCGGCUCUCGUUGACGUUGAAGCAUCCUUAGUCCAAAAUGUUGGUAUUACUGACUUUGGUAGCUACAUCGAAGAAUCCGGGGGCRUUAAUUUWCUCUUMGCAGAUAUUUCARCAUAUCUGGGCUAUGACUAUCGGUCAAACGGAUUAGCAGAAUUAAGCAAUAAGGUCAUUAUAAAUUCUAUAAUUAAAAGGCUUAUGGACGCAAAAGGUAAGUGGGCCGAAGAACUUUCAUCAGUUCUUCGGGCCAAUCACACGACCCCUCAACCUUCAACAGGUCAGAUUCCCUUUUCUUUAUUAUAUGGAUGUAAAGCUGUUUUACCGGUUGAAGUAAGCCUCCCUGUCGCACGACAUAUGAUUGUUGAUCAUAGCUCAGGCAACCUAGGUUAUGACCUCGACGCACUUGGAGAACUAAAGGAAUCAGCUUUAAUCAAAAUGCCUUCACAACAAGAAGUGGUCGCUCGACAUUUCAACAAAAAUGUGAAAGCAAAGAUAUUCGAAGAAGGCAACCACAUCUUACGACAUGUAUUCCCAAAUACAAAGGAAUCAAAUGCAGGAACUCACGAUCCGGAAGACAUGGUCGAGGAAAACUUACGACCCAUUUAA
This is a messenger RNA of Cynara cardunculus var. scolymus (artichoke), 1616 nucleotides long. RefSeq names its product protein HOTHEAD-like. Gene Ontology annotation, molecular function: flavin adenine dinucleotide binding; oxidoreductase activity, acting on CH-OH group of donors. Bases 39 to 1616 code for a protein of 525 amino acids. The transcript is spliced from 5 exons. The record is from RefSeq and is a predicted model, not a curated record. Lineage: Eukaryota; Viridiplantae; Streptophyta; Magnoliopsida; Asterales; Asteraceae.